Messenger RNA from Morone saxatilis (striped sea-bass), 1007 nucleotides. Its product is annotated as apelin receptor B-like. Bases 93 to 1007 code for a protein of 304 amino acids. Gene Ontology annotation, cellular component: membrane. The record is from RefSeq and is a predicted model, not a curated record. Gene Ontology annotation, molecular function: G protein-coupled receptor activity. Gene Ontology annotation, biological process: immune response; G protein-coupled receptor signaling pathway. The transcript is spliced from 2 exons. NCBI's taxonomy places the organism in Eukaryota, Metazoa, Chordata, Actinopteri, Moronidae.
CAGAGUGCUGACAGCUACUGUGGAUCUAUCUGAACCAAACAUAGAUUUUUCUUUCUCUUUAAAAAAGGGUAAGAAGAGAAGAGAGAACUGAAAUGGAGCCAACUGAAGGUACUUAUGAGUAUUACGACUACGAGGAGACAGAAAACUCCUCCAUGUGUGACUAUUCUGAGUGGACGCCGUCAUACUCCGUCAUCCCGGUGCUGUACAUGCUUAUUUUCAUCCUCGGCCUCUCUGGAAAUGGGGUGGUCAUCUUCACCGUGUGGCGUGCCCAGGGUAAGAGGCGAGCUGCUGACGUCUACAUUGGCAACCUGGCCCUGGCUGACCUCACCUUUGUAGUCACUCUGCCACUGUGGGCCGUUUACACUGCCAUGGGCUACCACUGGCCCUUCGGCGUGGCCCUGUGCAAGAUCAGCAGCUACGUGGUCCUGCUCAACAUGUAUGCCAGUGUCUUCUGCCUCACCUGUAUGAGCUUCGACCGCUACCUGGCCAUCGUCCACUCCUUGUCCAGCACCCAGCUGCGCACCCGAGGCCACACUCAAGCCUCGUUGACAGCCAUCUGGCUGCUGUCUGGUCUCCUGGCUGCCCCAACUCUGAUCUUCCGCACCACCAAACAAGACCAAACCAGCAACCGCACGUCUUGCGCCAUGGACUUCAGCCUGGACCAGCGUAAGAGGAGGCUGCUGAAGAUCAUCACCACGCUGGUGGUGGUGUUUGCUGCCUGCUGGAUGCCCUUCCAUGUCGUAAAGAGUGCUGACGCCCUCUCCUACCUGGACCUGUUUCCUGACACCUGUGCCUUCCUACGCUUCCUGCUGCUGGCUCACCCGUAUGCCACCUGCCUGGCCUACAUCAACAGCUGCCUCAACCCCUUUCUUUAUGCCUUCUUCGACCUGCGCUUCAGAUCCCAGUGUCUGUGCCUACUCAACCUGAAGAAGUCCUUGCAUGCGAGCCCCGCAAGCUCCCUGUCCUCUCAGAAGACAGAGGCUCAGUCUCUGGCCACGAAGGUGUGA